CGCUGCAGUUAGAGGGCGGAGCCUAUUGAUUUGGCUGUGGUUUGUUUACUUCCUGGAUCUUGCAAGUGUUUUGGGAGUGUUGUGAUGACACUAGUGUUAGGAAACUGGGCAGGAUCGGUGCAUAUCGCUCUGACACUUGUGACAUUACCGUUUACCGUUCGUGCGAGUGGAUUGUGUGAAUCCUUCAGCACCAGAGCAUCAAGUGUCUGUACGUUAAGUUCUGUCUCCAUGUCGUCUGCAACACACAUCAAGGCUCGUUGUGCAGUGUACCCAGGCUCAGACAAACAGCGCUUCCCUGUUUCAGAUAGUAACGUGAGCUGGAUGAGACUUUGGGCUGAGUACAAUCCUGUGAACUACACUGCGCCGUCUGUGCUGAAGACACCUGCCUGGGCUGAUCCAGACAUCGGUUCUUUUUCUCCAAGGUUUAAUGCACUUGAUGGGUCUGUGGAUAGGCGGAGCCAUAACGGAGAUUACAGUAUACAGGAUGGUCGUCCUCUUAACCCUAGAGGAAGGACUGGCCUGAGUGGACGGGGCCUUCUUGGCCGGUGGGGCCCUAACCAUGCUGCUGAUCCCAUAAUUACCAGAUGGAAGCGGGACUCUGCAGGCAAGCCUGUUUCUCACGCUGUCUCUAAACGUCCUGUGCUGCAGUUUGUGUCCAUUAAAAGGAAAGACUGUGGAGAAUGGGCCAUCCCAGGGGGAAUGGUCGACCCAGGAGAGUUGGUGUCUCAGACUCUGCAGCGUGAAUUCGCAGAGGAAGCUUUGAACUUUCUCCAGGCUUCUCCAGAAGAGCGCAAACAGAUCCAUGAGCGGAUCUCAAAGCUGUUCAGGUCACCUAGUUUUGAGGUGUAUAAAGGUUACGUAGAUGACCCAAGAAACACAGACAAUUCCUGGAUGGAAACUGUUGCUGUUAACUUUCAUGAUGAAACCGAUGACAGUGUAGGCGAGCUGUGUCUGAAAGCAGGUGACGAUGCAGGCCAGGUGAGCUGGUGCGACGUUGAUUCUUCUCAACAGCUGUACGCCAGUCAUUCAGAUUUCCUCCAGACGGUUGCGGAGGCAAGACAUGCACACUGGUAACUGAAGGGAAGUGACGAGUGCCUUCGGAUAUCCAAUCAAGGCUAUAUCGUCUACUGUUCAUUAUAUAUUGUAUAUGUGUGACUUAAAUAAAUGAAGGUCAAGUCUUUAAGACGUACAAGAUGAAAUAUAAAGCUCUUUUUCCUUAACUACAAAUAAUCUCAGCACUGAACAUUGUCGCUGAUAUCUAUAUUAAAUGCAUCUUGAAGUCUCAUUA
Molecule: messenger RNA, 1288 nt
Organism: Neoarius graeffei (lesser salmon catfish)
Lineage: Eukaryota; Metazoa; Chordata; Actinopteri; Siluriformes; Ariidae
Gene: nudt9
Product: nudix (nucleoside diphosphate linked moiety X)-type motif 9
Exons: 8
Coding region: 85-1074 (329 amino acids)
Molecular function (GO): ADP-ribose diphosphatase activity
Source: RefSeq, a predicted model, not a curated record